This is a messenger RNA of Aspergillus tubingensis, 1785 nucleotides long. RefSeq names its product terpenoid synthase. Gene Ontology annotation, molecular function: intramolecular lyase activity. NCBI's taxonomy places the organism in Eukaryota, Fungi, Ascomycota, Eurotiomycetes, Eurotiales, Aspergillaceae. Gene Ontology annotation, biological process: biosynthetic process. The record is from RefSeq and is a predicted model, not a curated record. The transcript has 5 exons. Bases 1 to 1785 code for a protein of 594 amino acids.
AUGGGACUCGACUAUAUUUUCUUUCAUUGCACUUACACUAUUCCUGCUGCAUCGGCACUGACGGUGCUCUACUACCCAUUCUUCACCGCGCAAGACCGUUGCAAAAUAUGCAUUCUGAUUACGAUUGCCAUUAUCGCAACAAUCCCAUGGGAUUCCUACCUGAUACGGUGUGCUAUCUGGACGUAUCCGCCCGACGCAGUAGUCGGUUACAAAAUACUUGAUAUUCCGGUUGAGGAGGUUUUCUUUUUUGCCAUACAAACCUACAUCACGAGUGUGGCAUACUGUAUCUUCACGAAGCCACUUGUGCGACCCAUGUACCUUCGAUCGCAUCUGGAGAGACGUAGAACAAGAAAUGUGGUAGCUUUUGUCAUUUUAACAUUGACGGGUGGUGGAACAGCGUGCCUGCUGUUGAGACGGCAUAUGACUUACCUGGGCCUGAUCUUGGUCUGGGUCUGUCCAAUCCUGCUAUUCCAGUGGAUGCUGUCCCAUCCUUUUCUUAUUGGACUUCCCAGCAAACCCACAAUCGCCGCGAUCUGCCUGCCCACGCUAUACCUCUGGGUUGCAGAUUUCAGUGCUAUGGAAUUUGGAACUUGGAGGAUAGAGAGUGGCACAAAUUUGGGUUAUCAGAUCGGCGGUAUAGACGUUGAAGAGGCACUAUUCUUUCUGGUCACCAAUAUGAUGAUUGUGUUAGGACUAAUUGGGAUCGAUUACGCAUAUGCGCUCCAAGAAUACAAGUCCCUAUCGCGGCCAGCAGCAGACAAGGGCACCACGCUCAGGACAGCUCUGUCGUUAUUAUGCAGUCCACCUUCUAUAGACGAAUCUCUCAUAUCUGCAUUGUCCCAGGCCGUAUAUCGUCUGCAGGAGAAGAGUCAGAGCAUGUUUCUCGGCAGCGCAUUAUUCCAGGGUCAUCUACGCAUUGAUCUCAUAUUCUUGUAUUACCCCUCAAACCCAUGCGUGGUUCAUUCAACUAAUAUGAAUAGGUACUCAUUCUGCCGCGUCAUGGAUGAUCUCAUUGACGAAGCUGAAGAUGAUCAGGAAGCCAAUGUUUGGAUCACAGAGUGCAGAUACCUCCUAGACUUAAGCCAUCGCGGCCGACUACCUCAUGACGCUUAUCAUGCUUCUAAACAAGGGGAGAAAUAUGAGAGACUGUACCAAUCGAUCAGCUACCUUCCUCUCUCCCGCUUAACUGAGAACUUCUUCUAUGACUUGCUGAGGGGGUUCGAAAUCGACUUGGCAUUCGAUUCCAAGACAGGAACUUUCCCGAUCAAAUCGGACUUUUGCCUUGAUCAGUACGCAGGUUUUGUAGCUGGCACGGUGGGUGCACUAGUUCUCGACCUUAUCAUAUUCCAUCAUGGCCAUGACUAUACGGAAGAUGUCCCGCUGUUGAAAGGGGCGGCGAAGAAGAUGGGCAAAGCCAUGCAGUGUGUCAAUAUUGCACGUGAUAUCCAUCGCGAUGCCACAAUUGGCCGAGUAUAUAUUCCUACAACGUGGCUGGACGAAGUAGGCCUUACUCCAGGAGAUGUAUUUGAGUGUCCUAAUAUCCCCAUCAUGUAUGGCCUGCAGGAGAGAAUGCUGCAGAAAGCAGACAGAUAUUAUCAGAUCAGCCGAGGGGCAAUUGAAGAGCUACCUCGCGGUGUAAGAGGGCCACUUCGGGCAACCGUGGAGAGCUAUAUGGAUAUUGGACGGCUUCUGAGGGAGCAGAAAGGCACAAGCCUGGCGCGAGCGUCGAAGAUGAGGGUACCUUUGAUGCGACGGCUAAAAGUUGGUUGGCUGGCAAUGUUGUAA